UCUAAUUUUUCCUUUUAGUUUUUCUCAUUGCCCAGAUGAUUAAUAGUUGCUUUUAGCCCUUGUUUAUGCCCGAAUAUUUCCUUUAAUUUGAGAUAAAACAACUAUUUCAGCCUUAUUGUUUUGCUAAUUGCUUUCAUUCUUUGCUUCCUACUAGCUAUAACAUUCUCAGCUUCUAUUGUUGUUAUUUCAUAUUCCUAAAAGAUGCAUCUGCUGAAACUUUUGGUUGUUCAUGCAGCUAGAGACCAAAAUCUUGUACCUCAAAUUAAACAGUUAAUCUCUUGGAAACAUGACACAACAAAUUAUCUUUGGUGUCGAUCAAUCAACUAUGCCUCAAUCCCAUUUUAGUAGGGGUCGGCUUUAUGAAUCUUCACUACUCAUUCAAUAUUUGAAUGUCUUAUCUUAGUUAAAAUAUUUUACAACCCCCUCCUUUAUCUAGCUUCGGGCCAAUCGCCACCCUAAUUCUAGGAAAAAUGGUUGAUAGUCACAUGAUUGAGCAUCUAACCAGAGGCGGAUCUAGAAUAUACGCUCUAUGGGUUCAGCCUUUAAGGCAACCUUUUGUUUUUUCUGAUGCAGGCAGCCUUUUGGUUUUCAUUAUGAAGGCACUCAUCCUCGUAGGGGGUUUUGGAACAAGGCUGAGGCCGCUGACCCUCAACGUGCCAAAGCCCCUAGUUGACUUUGCUAACAAGCCCAUGAUAGUACAUCAGAUUGAAGCACUAAAAGCCAUUGGAGUGACUGAAGUAGUUUUGGCAAUUAGCUACCAGCCGAAGACAAUGGAAAACUUCUUGAAAGAGUUCGAGAAAAAGUUAGAUAUCAAGAUCACUUGCUCGGAAGAGACAGAGCCUUUGGGCACAGCAGGGCCACUGGCUUUAGCUCGUCAUAUAUUGAGAGAUGACUCUGAUGAGCCCUUUUUCGUCCUCAAUAGUGAUGUUAUAUGUGACUACCCGUUGAAAGAAAUGAUUGAGUUUCACAAAUCCCAUGGUGGGCAAGCUUCCAUUAUGGUUACGAAGGUUGAUGAACCAUCAAAAUAUGGUGUGGUCGUCAUGGAAGAAGGGACUGGGAGAGUCGAAACGUUUGUAGAAAAACCAAAAAUAUUCGUGGGUAACAAGAUCAACGCUGGAAUUUACUUGUUGAACCCUUCUGUUUUGGAUCGGAUUGAGUUGAGGCCCACCUCAAUCGAGAAGGAGGUCUUCCCCAGCAUUGCAGCAGAGAAGAAGCUCCACGCCAUGGUUCUACCCGGGUUUUGGAUGGACAUUGGUCAGCCAAAGGAUUACAUUACAGGCUUGAGACUGUACCUGGAUUCCUUGAGGAAAAGGUCCUCACCUGAUUUGGGUGUUGGGCCACAUAUUCUUGGAAACGUGUUAAUAGACGAGAGUGCUGUAAUAGGAGAUGGAUGUCUUAUUGGCCCAGAUGUGGCGAUUGGUCCCGGAUGUGUUAUUGAAUCUGGAGUUAGGCUUUCAUGUUGUACUAUAAUGCGUGGUGUACGAAUUAAAAAGCAUGCCUGCAUCUCAUUUAGCAUUGUUGGAUGGCACUCAACUGUUGGGCGAUGGGCUCGAGUAGAGAACAUGACAAUCUUAGGAGAAGAUGUUCAUGUUGGCGAUGAAGUCUACAGCAGUGGAGGUGUUGUUCUACCGCACAAAGAGAUAAAAUCCAGCAUUCUGAAGCCAGAGAUUGUCAUGUGAACAAAAAUUGAUUGUAUGAUGUGGUACUUUCUGGAAACUAAAGUGAAGAACACUGUUCUGUUCAAGGUUUUUCCAUUUGUUUUUUUUUUGAUAAGGUGAAGAUUUUAUUAAAAACAGUAUCAAGCUGAUACUGUAAAAAUACAAGGAUAUUGCUGGCUUAAAAGCAUUAAAAUCCUAAGCGGUCUAGCAUGCCCAGCAUAUCAUGAAAAUUCAUAACAACAUUUCCAUCUUUCCAAUAGUACAAAUAAUGUAAACAACUGUA
This is a messenger RNA of Nicotiana attenuata, 1941 nucleotides long. RefSeq names its product mannose-1-phosphate guanylyltransferase 1-like. The transcript has 5 exons. NCBI's taxonomy places the organism in Eukaryota, Viridiplantae, Streptophyta, Magnoliopsida, Solanales, Solanaceae. Gene Ontology annotation, biological process: cell wall mannoprotein biosynthetic process; GDP-mannose biosynthetic process. The record is from RefSeq and is a predicted model, not a curated record. Gene Ontology annotation, cellular component: cytoplasm. Gene Ontology annotation, molecular function: mannose-1-phosphate guanylyltransferase (GTP) activity; GTP binding. The coding region runs from base 471 to 1679 and encodes 402 amino acids.